AUGGGAAACGCAAAUUCAAUCGCCCUAGAGAACCUCGUAGAUUCGACAAACUUUACAGCCGAAGAGAUCGAGCGGCUGUACAAACGGUUCUCUAAACUAGACAAGGACAAUUCUGGCACCAUUGACAAGUCAGAGUUUAUGUCCAUUCCGCAACUCGCCAACAACCCGCUGUCUGCGCGCCUAAUAGAUAUAUUCGACACGGAUGGCGGCGGCGACGUCGACUUUAUAGAGUUCAUCACGGGGUUGAGCACGUUUAGCAGCAAGGGGCAGAAGGAAGAGAAGCUGCGGUUUGCGUUCAAGAUAUAUGAUAUGGACCGCGACGGGUUUAUUUCCAAUGGGGAGCUGUUUAUGGUGCUGAAGAUGAUGGUCGGGAACAACUUGACGCUGGCGCAGCUGCAACAGAUUGUGGACAAGACUAUUAGGGAGGCUGACAAGGACGGAGAUGGCAGGAUUGACUUUGCCGAGUUCAAGGACUUUGUCGCGCGGACGGAUGUUGCCAACCAGUUGACCAUUGACACCGAAAAGAUUUAG
Kickxella alabastrina is the source of this 531-nucleotide messenger RNA. Its product is annotated as calcineurin regulatory beta sub-unit. Lineage: Eukaryota; Fungi; Kickxellomycota; Kickxellomycetes; Kickxellales; Kickxellaceae. The transcript has a single exon. The coding region runs from base 1 to 531 and encodes 176 amino acids. The record is from RefSeq and is a predicted model, not a curated record. Gene Ontology annotation, molecular function: calcium ion binding; calcium-dependent protein serine/threonine phosphatase regulator activity.